Molecule: messenger RNA, 3834 nt
Organism: Dentiscutata erythropus
Lineage: Eukaryota; Fungi; Glomeromycota; Glomeromycetes; Diversisporales; Gigasporaceae
Source: the annotation of a GenBank genome assembly
AUGCCGGCGCUAUUCGAACUCGAAAGUACUUUGGUUGAGCGGGAUAUAGGCCAAGACAUACAUACUCGCUUAUCCCCGUCGGAUAAAGAGAAACGUACUUUAAUAAUUAUUGGGAUUUAUAUACUUGUGAUAUUGAUUCUUUGGAAAAUGCCCAUAUUAAAUUAUAUUUUGUAUCCUUUCAAGUUAUUGACUGUUGGAUUACAUGAAUGGUCGCAUGCUGCUGUUGGAUGCUGUACCGGAGCAAAGAUCGAAGGAAUAGAACUUGAUCCUGAUGAAGGUGGCGUUACUCGUAUGCGAGGCGGAAUUCAAUGCUGUACUUUACCAGCUGGAGCGUUACUAGUAUUUUGUGGGUUCAAUGUCGUUGCGUCGAAAGUUGCUUCGAUAGUUCUUGGAGUAUUACUAAUUAUCCUUUUAUUUUGGGCCAGGAAUUGGUGGCCAUCUAGAGUCAUUACUAUUUUUUUUAUAUUAGUUAUUGUAGUUUUAUGGGUUGUUAAAGAUGGUGAAGGAGUGGUCUAUUUUGUGUUAUUUGUUGGUGUUAUGUCAUGUCUUUAUUCACUAUGGGAUAUAAUGGAUGACUUGGUAUUCCGGAAGGUCAACGAAUCUGAUGCAAGCAAAUUUGCUAAACUUAGUGGCUGCUGUCCUGCACAAUUUUGGGGUAUUACUGUUGGUGAAAUAACCCGAUACAGAAUUCAGUUUGAUAGUACAAAGCAUCCUUCUAGUACUGCUUGGCCUCCUUCGAAUCUUGUAGUUAAAAUUACUAACGAGACUUCAAUCUUAUACCGUGGUGCUUUCUUAAGUGGCCCUUAUAGCAUAUCAGCUUCUUGUAUUGAAACUGUGCAUGCUAAUAGGCUAAACUUACUCACCACUGAUAAUUUUUUUACUCCAAACUUGAAUCCUAGUAUCAAAUGUGGUGAAGUUUGGCAGGUAGAGCUCGCUGUUCCUUCAAAUGGCAUCGGUGACUGGACCAUCGAUAUAAUGUGCGAAAUUUUGUUCUCUCUUAAUAAAGUGAAAUAUAAUGUCAGUAUAUUUGCUUGUGUACCUGAAGGGGCGACCAUCGAUGAUGAACUUCAAAUAUUUGACGGAGAAGCGAUUGCCAGUCAAGAUGGUACAACAACUGUCUAUUCACCAUCAAUACAAUAUGAAUUUUUAAAGCCGUAUGAUAUCUUUAAAUUACCGGAUCUUACUACUUUUUCAACUAGAGAUAUUCAUCUUGUGGUAUUAACUCAUGGAAUUCAUGGAUCAAUGCUUGAUGAAUUAUACUUGAAGGAAGCUCUUGAAAAUAAAUGUAUUGAUCGAAAAACUGAUUCAAUCGUUUUUUUUAUGUCUGAUGUGAAUCAUUCUUAUACUGAAGAUGGUAUUGAAGCAUGUGGCGAAAGAUUAGCCAAAGAACUCUUGAAAUAUAUCAAAUGGCCAUCGAAUCUAAACAAAGAUAAUAUUCAUAAUGAAAAUGAUUCUAGAGAUAAUAUUGAUAGUGAUGAUAGUGAUGAAAGUGAUUUUAAAGAUAAGCCUUUAAUUUCAAAAAUUUCUUUAAUUGGCCAUUCUUUGGGCGGUUUAAUAAAUACAUUUCUAGCAGGAUAUCUACAUAGUGUCACAAACGGUGCGUUUUUUAAUCAUAUUCAACCAAUUCAUUUCAUUACCAUCGCUACACCUUGGCUCGGAUCUACUGAUUUAUCAUGGUAUAUAAAGAUUGGACUUCAAUUAGGUGUGGUUGGGCAAACCGGUAAAGAUUUAGCCUUAAUUGCUCGAUCUAGAGAAGAGCAAGAAAAAGCAAGGGGGGCUGUACAAGAAGACACUGGUGAAGAACAACCUUUAUUAUUAGCUCUUGCGCAACCAACGUCACCAUCUCAUAUUGCAGUUUCCAAAUUCCAUAAUCGUACUUUGUAUGCAAAUACCGCAAAUGAUUUGGUGGUUUCUUUCAGAACUUCUUCACUUUACUUUCAUGAUUAUGAUGAAGAAAUAUCAUUCAAAUAUACUAUAAAUGAUCACUUGAGACAUGUUUUAGUUUCUCUUAGUCCUCUUGACAUUACGAAUGAUUAUCUUUCCAAAUGUAUGGGGUCAUCCCCAAUUUUAUAUGAUAAAGUAAUUAACCCUGAAGACAUCCCACCACCCAAUGAGGAAAUGGAUAUUACUAUAGAAGAACAAAUCGCUAGAGAAUGGCAUAAAGAUAUGUCAUGGCGUAAAGUUUUCGUACAACUUGAAGGAGAGGCUCAUACACAUGUAAUUGUGAGAAGGAAAUGGGUUAAUGCUGCAGGAUGGCAAGUUAUUGAGCAUUUGUUAAAUGAACAUUCUCUAGCACCUAUACAGAUCUUUCAAGAUGAGGCAACGGAAGAACGCGCAGAAAACGCGCGUUUGUCUUCAUUCGUUGGUGCCAUUGCCGUUGGAGAUUUGGUUAAGAGUACAUUAGGGCCUAAGGGAAUGGAUAAAAUUCUUCAAUCGGCAAGCAAAGGUGAUAUUAUAGUUACAAAUGAUGGGGCUACGAUUCUUAAAAGCAUCGCCCUUGAUAACGCAGCAGCUAAAGUUCUUGUCAAUAUAUCAAAGGUUCAAGAUGAUGAAGUUGGUGAUGGAACAACAACUGUUUGUGUACUCGCAGCAGAAUUAUUACGUGAAGCUGAGAAACUUGUCAAUCAAAAAAUUCAUCCUCAAACUGUUAUUGAUGGAUAUCGUAUCGCUAGUGCUGCAGCAUAUAAAGCUUUAGAAGAAUCUGCUGUCGAUAAUGGAGCUAAUCCGGAAGCAUUUCGAAAAGAUCUGAUCAAUAUUGCUCGUACAACAUUGAGUUCAAAGGUUUUAUCACAAGAUAAAGGCUAUUUUGCUAACCUUGCUGUUGACGCUGUUUUAAGACUGAAAGGCAGCACAAAUCUUGAACAUAUACAAAUCAUAAAGAAAGUUGGUGGCUUUAUUUUAGACAAAAAAAUUGGAGUUAAUCAACCGAAAAGAAUUGAAAAGGCCAAAAUUUUGGUUGCUAAUACACCAAUGGAUACCGAUAAAAUUAAGAUUUUUGGUGCUCGCGUUCGUGUAGAUGCUACUGGUAAAUUAGCCGAACUUGAAAGAGCAGAGCGGGAUAAAAUGAAGGAAAAGGUUGAAAAAAUAAAGGCCCAUGGAAUUAAUUGUUUUGUUAACCGCCAACUGAUCUAUAAUUGGCCAGAGCAACUCUUUGCUGAUUCUGGUAUUAUGUCUAUCGAGCAUGCUGACUUUGAUGGUAUCGAAAGAUUAGCUCUAGUAACGGGCGGUGAAAUUGCAUCUACAUUUGAUCACCCAGAACUUGUAAAAUUGGGGUAUUGUGACCUUAUUGAAGAAGUUAUUAUUGGAGAAGACAAGCUAAUCAAAUUCUCUGGUGUUGCUGCUGGAGAAGCUUGUACUAUUGUGUUACGUGGGGCUACGAACCAAUUAUUAGACGAAGCUGAGAGAUCUUUACACGAUGCAUUGAGUGUAUUGACACAGACUGUAAAAGAAACACGUACGGUGCUUGGUGGUGGUUGUUCUGAAAUGCUUAUGUCUAAAGCGGUUGAGGAAAAAGCUAAGACAACGGCUGGUAAGAAAGCGAUUGCUGUGGAAUCUUUCGCAAAGGCUUUGAGGCAGAUUCCCACUAUUUUGGCUGAUAAUGCUGGUUAUGAUAGUGCAGAUCUUGUUGCCAGAUUGCGUGCAGCGCAUUAUGAAGGAAAGUCUACAUAUGGACUAGAUAUGGCGAACAAUACUAUUGGAGACAUGCGAGAAAUUGGAAUUACAGAGUCAUACAAACUUAAACGACAAGUAUUACUUAGCGCAUCAGAAGCUGCGGAAAUGAUUUUACGUGUUGAUGAUAUUAUUCGAUGUGCACCAAGAAAACGAGGGCAAUAG